Messenger RNA from Episyrphus balteatus (marmalade hoverfly), 2310 nucleotides. RefSeq lists its product as uncharacterized. The record is from RefSeq and is a predicted model, not a curated record. The coding region runs from base 459 to 1316 and encodes 285 amino acids. The transcript has 3 exons. Lineage: Eukaryota; Metazoa; Arthropoda; Insecta; Diptera; Syrphidae.
GACAUUAUUCUUUUGAAAAAAAAAAACAGUUUUCUUGUUUUGCCAAAAAAUUAAUAAAAUUCAAUACAAUCCGCAUUUAUUAUCUUUUGAAAUCGACGAAAACGAGUUAGGGAGAUUUUCAAUUAUAUCUUUAAAAGAUCUCAUUGGUCCACCAAUAACCUUAAUAAAAACUGCUGAAGGUAAAACGGUUAUAAGACUUAAGGAAUAUUUUGUUUCUAAUUAUCAGAUAUGAAUCGACGAGUCAUUAUUUUCCAUUUCAUUAAUCAAAUUUGUCUUAUCAAAUAUAAAUUAUAAAUAAUUCAAAAUAGCUUUCAAAUAUAGUAUUUAAUAACAGAUGAUUCAAAAAUAUACAUAUUAACUCAACUUUCAAUGAUACAAAACUAAAUAUAACAACUAGUGAAAACUCUGACAUAUUUAAAAUAUUCUGUUAAACAAUGGAGUAGGUUUAAUCUAAGGAAAUGGCAACGCCGCCGACCAAUAUUACUGAAGAUGAAGUUUUCGAUGAGUAUGUGAUUGAGGAUGAAAAUGAAAAUCAGGAUGAGGACGAGGAUGAGAAUGAGGGUGAGGGUGAGGAUGAGGAAAACAUUGAAAUUAUAAAGAAUUCAGUAGAGUUACCAUCAUCACAAUAUGAAUUGGAUUCAAUUUUAUCAAGCUGCCAAAAAACGACUAAUAUACGAGUAGUAGAUGAUGAACUCACAAAUUUAUUAAAAGAUUGGGGCCACCUGGAAGUUUUGGAUCAUUUCAAGAAGGAACACAUAGAUAUUGAGGUUUUGAAAAAUAUUGAGUGCCACCACCUGGGAGAAAUUAUGAAACCGUUUUCGUACGGAAAAUUGAUUUUGUUUGAGGCCAAAUUAAAAGAGUGGCGAAGCGCGCUUGGAAAGCCGCUUUUAUUGUACCAAACUUCAUUUAGGCCGCUUCAAAACUCACAAUGCUCAUCUGAAGCAUCUUUCUCGGUUGUAUCGACACCGACCACGCCAAAAUCAUCUAGAUCAGAAAAUUCUCCGAACUCCAUACCUUUAGGCGAAAUUUUGAACAGCAAUCCCAAAACUUUGGCAUUAGCUGAAAGCUAUGAGAAGUCGAAAAAAUUUCAGGAACACCAAAGGAAAGAACUUAUCAAUGCAAUAGCCAUUUAUUUUGACCAGAACAACCUUCAUUUGGAUUUACAUUCAAGUUACAAAAUUGAACAGGAGAUUUUAGAAAGAUUCCCGACUGAAAAAUUGGAAUAUUAUCGAACAAGUAAAAGGGGUAAAAUUUACGCUAAGUUUUGUAACAUUAAAUCCUCUUCAAGAACAAAUGUAACGAAUAAAUCCAAAUGAUAACUUGUCAUGUGAGGAGUUUGAACGUAGCUGGAAGGCAUGUAUAAACCACAGGCUCUUGGAAAUAAAAAACGCUUCUUCCACCUCUGAGAUUCUCAAUAAAUGGCCUCAGUAUAAGCUUCCAUCUGGCCAUCGCUUUGUGAGUUUUAAAACCUUUCAUCACCAUCGUUCAAAAAUAUUAAAAUUUUUAAAUUCCAAAGGUUGAUAUAGACUAUAGUUAUUUGUAUCCAAAUGCCGGCUCAUUUUUGAACAAUUGGGAAACACUGGGGGAAAAACUUCUUAAAUUUCUCUCUACUGAUAACCGUGUCAAGGAAAAGAAUAUACGAGAGGUUCUAAUCAAAAUUAAAACAGCAGAUUCAUCUGAAAGUUCGUGCUUAGUUUAAAUAUUUUUAAGUACAACUUGUAAUUAUUAUUUUUUACUAUUCCAAGUGAUUAGUAAAUAUAAAUUUAUACUUAAAAAUACACUAUCAUACAUUUUAAUAUAGCUAUGUAUAAAUAUAUAAUUAUUGUAUCAAAUUGUUGUUAAAAGCUUUACUGAUUUUGGUAUUUCUGUGGUUGGCUUUUUUUCAGACUGUAAAGAUGCGGCAUUACUUUGGGCUCUGCAUGGAUACUUUGUACCUUUCCAAAAAGUUAUAAAAAAAGACAUAGAUGGUAGAAAACACGUUAUACGACAUACCAUCAAGGACUCGCAGAAUUCAUUCGUUUGGAUAGGCAACACAAUUCAAGCUAUAGAAGACCAUAUUGCCUUCCUCAACAAAAUGGGUGAGAAUAUCCAACCAUUCAUUAUUGUUCACGGUGUGUCAAUCUUGAAUUUUUCUGAAAUUUUUCUCUAUUUUGAUGGAGUUAAAUUUCCGUUUAACAGUUUCAUCCGAGCAGUGGAUAUCUGUUACAAAAUUUUUUAUUUAUUUAAUCUGGAGUACCCAACCGCUUGUUCCUCCUUUUGGGGUUUUAUAGAAACGCAAUACCAUCAAGGUAAUAAAAAAAAAUUGUGCGG